This is a messenger RNA of Colletotrichum scovillei, 947 nucleotides long. RefSeq lists its product as uncharacterized. Lineage: Eukaryota; Fungi; Ascomycota; Sordariomycetes; Glomerellales; Glomerellaceae. The record is from RefSeq and is a predicted model, not a curated record. The transcript has a single exon. The coding region runs from base 281 to 598 and encodes 105 amino acids.
AUGACGGGAGCAUUCAGUGAGUGGGAGGGGUUCAACUUGAGAGGAAGAGGCUAAGAGGAUCAGGCGCAUGCCACGCCGAUAGAUAAUGGAGGGUGGUAUACGUAUCCGAGGUGCGUGUGUGAAGAUUGUAUAUGCUGCCCAGAGAGACCGGACACACGGUAACUCCAGCUGCAGAGACGGAACCAACGGAGAGUGUGAGAGAGAGAUGCUACCCAGAGAGAGGGAGAAAGAGAUCGAGAGAUCUCGCGAGAAUGGACGCCGCCCGUCCCGGCCGGCGUGAAUGUCUAUUGCUCACCGCCGUGGACGCGAGUCGAAUCCCAAGGACAAGGCUGCGCUUGCGCGGCGCUACCUGUUCCCUUCCCUAGUUUUGUUGCUCAGACCUUUACCGAAUUGUCGUAUCGCCAAAGGCAUUACAUUAGCUACACCCAAGAGAAAGCGAAACUGGACAGAACAAGAAAGGAAGUCGUCAUUCCAAUUCCAACUCGUCGGCGGUCAGAUGUGCCGUCUGAAAUCAUGCUGCGGAUGGUCGUGCGUGGCCCUUCUUCCCCUCCGGGAGGAACAGCAACGAAGGAAAGAAUGCCGAAUGUGUGUAUCUUAGAUCCGAAUUGUGCUGGACGGGAGACGAGGCGAGACUAGCGUUCCUAAAACGGGGUGAAUGUUUUUGUGGUUGUUUGGUGGUUUCUUCGUGGAUUUGGAAGACAUUGUAAUUGCCCACCUCGAAAAAACGAAGCACACGAUGGAGCAAAUCACCAAAUUUAGGUCACGGCCAAAAAGAGAGUUCCGGGGACGGGGACGGAAACGAAAGAGAAGAAAGAAGAGAAUUGACCAGGCUGACAGCCGAUUGAGGAAGAUGAACAGGGGACAGGGGGGCAAGCAAGGCGGUGUUGGUCAGCCUGUGACUCCUGUGAGCCCUUGGGUAGCUGCUUUUCCAGGUUCACCUGGUCAAG